Artibeus jamaicensis (Jamaican fruit-eating bat) is the source of this 3049-nucleotide messenger RNA. RefSeq names its product protein regulator of cytokinesis 1 (gene PRC1). Bases 170 to 2032 code for a protein of 620 amino acids. The record is from RefSeq and is a predicted model, not a curated record. Gene Ontology annotation, biological process: mitotic spindle midzone assembly; microtubule cytoskeleton organization. Gene Ontology annotation, molecular function: microtubule binding. Gene Ontology annotation, cellular component: spindle; mitotic spindle midzone; cytoplasm. NCBI's taxonomy places the organism in Eukaryota, Metazoa, Chordata, Mammalia, Chiroptera, Phyllostomidae. The transcript has 15 exons.
UCGCAGGGCCGCUCUUCCUCCCGGCUUGGUUUGAAAUCCCGUGGCCGCCUAACGGCUCACGCGGCGGCAAUCCCGGGCGAGCUGUCCGGUGCUGGCUGUCGGUUGCUGCGCUCGGUCCCGUGUGACGUAGGUCCUGGACUUCGACGUCGGGUCCCUGGGAGCGUUUGCCAUGAGGAGAAGUGAGGUACUCGCGGAGGAGUCCAUUCUGUGUCUGCAGAAAGCCCUGAUGAACCUUCGGGAGAUAUGGGAAGUCAUUGGGAUUCCCGAGGACCAGCGGCUACAGAGAACCGAGGUUGUGAAGAAGCACAUCAAGGACCUCCUGGAUAUGAUGAUCGCUGAAGAGGAGAGUCUGAAGGAAAGGCUCAUCAAAAGUAUAGCUAACUGUCAGAAGGAGCUGGCCACCCUGUGCAGGGAGCUAUGUGUCGAGCCAUUUCAGGAGGAAGGAGAGCCGACCAUCUUGCAGCUGGAAAAGGACUUGCGGACUCAGGUGGAACUCAUGCGGAAACAGAAAAAGGAGAGAAAACGUGAACUGAAGCUGCUUCAAGAACAAGAUCAAGAACUGUGUGAAGUCCUCUGCAUGCCGCACUAUGACAUCGACGGUGACUCGGUUCCCAGCAUGGAGGAGCUGAGCCAGUUCAGGCAGCAUGUGGCCGCUCUGAGGGAGACGAAGGCAUCUCGGCAUGAGGAGUUUGUCAACCUGAAGAGACAGAUUAUACUGUGUAUGGAAGAAUUGGACCACACCCCAGACACAAGCUUCGAAAGAGAUGUGGUGUGUGAAGAUGAAGAUGCCUUUUGUUUAUCUUUGGAGAAUAUCACAACACUAAAGAAGUUGCUACAGCAGCUGGAAAUGCAAAAGUCACAGAAUGAAGCAGUGUGUGAGGGGCUGCGUGCUCAGAUCCAGGAGCUCUGGGACAGGUUGCAGAUACCAGCAGAGGAGAGAGAGCCUCUGGCCAUGGUUAUGUCUGGGUCGAAGGCCAAGGUUAAGAAAGCGCUGCAGUCAGAAGUGGAUCGUUUGGAAGAACUGAAAAAGCAAAACAUGAAGACAGUGAUUGAGGCGAUACGAGUGGAGCUGGCGAAGUACUGGGACCAGUGCUUCUACAGCCAGGAGCAGAGACAAGCUUUUGCUGUUUACUGUGAUGACAACUACACGGAGACUCUGCUGCAGCUGCACGACGCCGAGGUCGUGAGGCUGAAAAGCUACUACGAGCUGCACAAGGAGCUGUUCGAGGGGGUGCGGAAGUGGGAGGAGAGCUGGAGGCUCUUCUUAGACUUUGAGAGAAAAGCGUCAGAUCCGAGUCGGUUCACAAACCGGGGAGGAAAUCUUCUAAAAGAGGAAAAGCAACGAGCCAGGCUCCAAAAAGCGCUCCCUAAGCUGGAAGAGGAACUGAAGGCCCAGAUUGAAAUGUGGGAACAGGAGCAUUCAAAGGCGUUUGUGGUAAAUGGACAGAAAUUCAUGGAGUACGUGGCCGAACAGUGGGAGAUGUACCGCUUAGAGAAAGAGCGCGCCAAGCAGGAAAGGCAACUGAAGAACAAGAAGCAGACAGAGGCGGAGAUGCUGUACGGCAGCACCCCCCGAACACCCAGCAAGCGGCGAGGGCUGCUGCCCUCCACCCCGGGGAAGGUGCGCAAGCUGAACACCACCGUCAUGUCCAAUGCCACGGCCAACAGCAGCAUCCGGCCUGCCUUUGGGGGCACAGUCUACCACUCUCCGGUGUCUCGACUUCCACCUUCUGGCAGCAAGCCCGUCCUCACUUCCACCUAUUCAGGGAAAAAAAAACCCCGUGCCGCCCUCCAUGGAGCCGACAAGGAGAACGUGGAGCUCAACGGCAGCUUGCUGAGCGGUGGGUACCCCAGCUCAGCCCCCCUCCAGCGCAACUUCAGCAUUAACUCUGUUGCCAGCACCUAUUCUGAGUUUGCGAAGGAUCCGUCCCCCUCUGACAGUUCCACUGCUGGGCUUCAGCGAGAACUUUCAAAGGCCUCCAGAUCUGACACUACUUCUCGAAUCCUCAAUUCAACCAACCUGCAGUCCUAAGAAGCCCCAAUCAGUCCACUAGCUGUGGCCUUUGUGCCCAGACUGGACCUAACUCUGCAGGGGUGACUUUCAUUUUCUCCACUUCAGGUGUGCUUGGGACCCUGGGUAGGUGCCAUUGCUCCGGGCCCGCCUUUCCUACAGGCACAAGUGCAUCCUAGGCUUAGCGGGCCUUAGACACUAUGUUUUGGCUCAAGACACAAGUUAGAAGUAAGCUCACAGCAGUAAGUACAGAUUCAGCUCAUGGACCUAAUAGUCCCAUCCCCCCGUCACUGCUCUGGCUAAAGCACAAUUGACAGCACACAUCGCGUGAUCACCAUCAAGUGGGAAGACGAUGGCCUCCACUCGCCCCGUGGGGCUCAGGUGGGACACAUGGUGCUUUCGGCACGUGCAGCAGACACCUGUUUGGUUUAGGGACUCAGCGGUGCCACAGCGAGGACGGCUCUGCCCUCACCUAGUGAGUGGCCUGUCCGCAGCACACAGGGCAGCCUUCCUCCUGGUGACAGUGUCCGUGUGUCAGGAGUUGUGAUGGCCUGAUCUGCUGCCAGAGGGUGACGGGGAGGUUGGUGGCUCUUUUGUGAACUGUGUACAGUCACUUUACACUGUGUGAAUGCACGUCCUUGUCUGAACUCGAGUUCUUCAGUUUUCUGCGUCCAGCACCCCACCCUGCCCACCAUUCCCCGGGCCCACUGUGCCUGUGUGUGGCCACGCCCUGCAGCUGGCAGCCAGGCUUGGAAGCUGUUGGGGAGUCCUGGGACUCUGCACAUGUCUGGGGGGGCGGUGUUCCCGCUGUAGCUGCCCUGCGGUCACCACGAUCCUCCCGGAAGCGCUACCCUUCACUCAGCCGCGCCUGCGCUGCUGCCAGCACUACACGUUCCCGGCCAGCCGCCGGGGCGGCUCGUCUGCACGUGCGAGCCCUGCUGUUCAGCCCUGUGUACAUGUCCUUUUAAAUAUAAAUAUAUUGUUAAGAAUAAAUUAAAAUGUACUUACAUGAAAAAAUUAAAGUGUGUUGUCUUCAGA